AUGGACCUCCUUUACACCCCUACAUACCAGUUCGUCAACUGGGAUCCACUAACGGCGAUCAAUGUAGGCGACUAUGGAAUGGUCAACAAGGACACUGGAGAAUUCGAAUGGGAAGGGAACCUUUACACAUUGCAGAACGAUGUCGAUAUCGACAUGACGGACACGGCACUACGCCCCAUAGAAACGGAAGGGAACGACACAUACAUCGUUCAAUCGUGGGUGCCACCGUCGAGAACGUCGACACAGCUACUGAAGCGUAGCACCGUGCCUGGUGCAGGGAAGGUUGCCCUCAAAGUCGAGUUUGAGUCCGAUGGUAUGAGGCGAGCAGCGAAGGCAACACACAUCAGCAUUCCCAACGAUGAGCGCAUCAUCAGGCUGAUCAAGUCCAGACCUGAUGUCCUCAAAGAGAAGUAUGUAGUCACCAAAGUGACGUGUUGCGCAGCAUAUGCGAUGUACAUGUCUACCACUGAAGUCGAAAAAUUCCCCGUGACACUUCAAGCCAACGGGCCUAUUGUACCGGUUGUUGAUGUUGGAGGAGCAACGAGUUUCACCUGGUCUUCAGGAACCAACCAUGGUGUUUACCGUGAAGGAAGCAAAUCGGGCGCAAAAUACAUGCCCAUCUAUAAGCUAAAGGAGCCUCGUUCAAAGUUCUGGGUGCCUCCCAGUGAACGCGGAAAUGAGAAAAUUGACGAUUCGAUCGAGAAAUGGGUGGCUGUCGACCCACCUUGGGAACCCAUCGACGAUGAUGGCGAAGAAGACCCAUUUUAUGAUGCAGAGAUGCAUGGUGACUUCGGCGUUUUCAAUGAUGGCUAUCCUGAUAACCAUGAUGAUGAUGACUACUGA
Suillus bovinus is the source of this 843-nucleotide messenger RNA. RefSeq lists its product as uncharacterized. The record is from RefSeq and is a predicted model, not a curated record. The transcript is spliced from 7 exons. The coding region runs from base 1 to 843 and encodes 280 amino acids. Lineage: Eukaryota; Fungi; Basidiomycota; Agaricomycetes; Boletales; Suillaceae.